UUUCUAGACUCAAUUGGGUAGUAUGUUUUUAUAGUCUGGUUAAUCGAAAAUCUCAUCUGCUAAUUCCACGUCAGGAAUUCCAAGUUCGGAAGAAACUUUCAGAAAAUUUUAAAAAUAAUUGUUACGAGAUUAGUCUUUUAAAAUUUCAUGCGUUUAUAUAUUCUCGUUCAAAUUUUAUAUUUAUUUCCAGACUAAAAAGUUGAUAUAAAAAUGAAUCUUCUUUUACAAGAAAUUCAGCUAGAUAUAUUUAAAUAUCUUGAUUUCGCUCAAUUAUUAAAUAUUCAGAAAAUAAAUCGUUACUUCAAAAAUUUGAUAAAUAAGCGUCAGGAUAAAUUGGCAUUGAUGGAAUUAAUUAAACUCGAAAUUUGGAUAAGUGGAAUAGAAAAAUCAAUUCCUAUGUUUUUGGGUUAUGGUGUUAAGGACGUAAAUCUCGUUAUUUUUGUAUUGUAA
This is a messenger RNA of Meloidogyne enterolobii, 450 nucleotides long. The record is from the annotation of a GenBank genome assembly. Lineage: Eukaryota; Metazoa; Nematoda; Chromadorea; Rhabditida; Meloidogynidae.